AAACUAAAACACCUCGUGUGAGUUUUUAUUUUCAAGUGACACAUAAUACUAGCAAGCUAUGUCAUCUUUAAAAGCCGUUAAGUAUAUUAGUUUUGAAGUUUUAAACUGCUAAUCCCAAUUUCCCGGUACGAGACAGCUGAAACCAACGGAGGGAGGAGCGAAAGGCGGCACUUGCGAAACUCACCUAAAUAAUUGUAACGUAGGUCACACAGUGGUUCUCAUUUUCUGGAAUCAACAACAUAUUUUAAAUUCUUAAUAUCGAAUACCGUUACACGAAUAAAAAAAAAAUUACAAACACGAGUUCACAAGAUCUGAGGAUUUACAGCAUUUUCUAAAAGGAAAUACUCCUGUGUGUUCUCGCUGUCUGAAGGAUAUAUUAAAAACACAAACAGGGACUGUACAACAACCGCCUUUACCUGAAGUGAACCCAGGCAAAUGCAAAUUGCAACCCAGGAGAUAUUUGUUUAAAUUGUUGAUUGAAAAUCUACAAGGAAACCUGCUCAAAAUUAGAAGCAGCUGAAUGGUCAAAAAGGUCCCUUGGGUCGACAUUGUCUAUACCUUUCGGGGUUGGGGAGAGAACGGCAACAGAAGCAUGAAAGAAAUGGAUGGAUUUAGCGUGCAAAACUAAAUCCAAAAGAGGCAAAAAGGAGGAAAGCAAAACAUACAGGCAGUGGGAACACCAAUAAUAUUUAGGACAAUAUUUUGGUUAAGUAGCUUUUAUAGGUAUUGAGGGCGGAUUGGACACAAGCAGGUGAAACAAAAACAUAGCGCCUCCUAUUAUUAUCUUUAACACAAUUUCUGAUGGGUUCUUCCCUGGAUGGGGGUUAGACUCUUGAAGAUAGCAUCUUUCCUGGGAAGUGGAAAUUUCUCCUAAUUGCCAAGAGCAACUAUGAUUGAAGUGAGGUGUCUGAGAGGAAAGGUUCCUGCUGGUACUAUUUUUAUACCCGAACUGAAUGCCUAGUUGUAUGUUCCUGGUCGCAGAUUUUGGCUGAAAUGGAUCUAUCAAAUUUCCUGUCUUUCCAGCCUCCAACCAGGGCUACCAUAAUGAUAUCCUGCAAUAAGCUAUUGAACCCCACAAACAGAGUUUCCGCUGACAGGCCACUGUCCUUGAAGUGUUGUGACUCAGAACUUGACUGUUGAACCAACCCCCCGCUAUGAUCUAGGAAAGCUGCAGUGAAUACCAUGGCUUCGUUUGUUGCCCGUGCAAACAAGGACAAUCGGUCCCUGAUUCUGAAGGGAGUGGAUCCAGAAACGUGCAUGAUUGUAUUUAAAAAUCACUGGGCUCAGGUGCUGAAGAUCCUGGAGAAGCAUGACCCUCUACGGAGCAGUGGUGGUUUUGGCGCUGGUGGCGGGGGGCUGCGUUUUGGGCCGAUCCCAGGCGACGAAGCGAGUGCAGUGCAGAACUACGUAGAGCACAUGCUGUUACUGCUGAUGGAAGAGGAGAGCGGGCAAGUGGGCUCCAUGGGCUCCAUCCUGGAGUUUGUUGUGACAGAGAAUGUGAUGGAGAAGCUGUUCCUGUGGAGCCUGCGGCGUGAAUUCACAGACGACAUGAAGAUCGAGCAGCUCAAGAUGUACGAGAUGCUGGUGGUCCAGUCCCGGCAGCCCUUGCUGCACCACAAGCCUGUGCUAAAGCCGCUCAUGAUGCUGCUUAGCUCCUGCUCGGGAACAGCCACCCCUGCCGUGGAAGAUGCGCUGGUCAUCCUGCUCAACCAGCUUUGCUCCAUCUUGGCCAAGGACCCUUCCAUACUAGAGCUCUUCUUCCACACCAGUGAGGACCAGGGAGCAGCCAACUUUCUCAUCUUCUCCCUGCUCAUCCCCUUCAUCCACCGCGAGGGCAUUGUGGGGCAGCAGGCACGUGAUGCGCUGCUCUUGAUCAUGUCUCUCUCCGCCGAGAACCACGUUGUCGCCAAGCACAUUGCAGAGAAUACCUACUUCUGUCCGGUGCUGGCAACGGGGCUGAGUGGCCUGUACUCCUCCCUGCCAGCGAAGCUGGAGGUGCACAGCGAGGAGUGGCACUGCCUGCAGAGAGAAGACUGGAUCCUGGUCCCUGCACUGGUGCAGUUCAUGAACUCCCUUGAAUUCUGUAAUGCUGUCAUACAGGUGGCACAUCCUACAAUCCGAACCCAGCUGGUUAACUACAUCUACAAUGGCUUCCUGGUGCCUGUGCUGGCACCAGCUCUUCAUAAGCUAACACUGGAGGAGGUGAUGACCACCACAGUGUACCUGGAGCUGUUCCUGCGCAGUGUCUCCGAGCCGGCUCUCCUGCAGACCUUCCUCAGCUUCAUCCUGCUGCACCAGCAUGAGAAUGUCCACAUUCUGGACACCCUGGUCAGCCGCAUCAACACCCCCUUUCAGCUUGGCACCGUGUCUCUCUCCUUGUUCAGGACUCUGAUUGGUUUGCACUGUGAGGAUGUGAUGUUACAGCUCAUCUUGAGGUACCUGAUCCCCUGUAAUCACAUGAUGCUGAGCCAGCGCAGGGUGGUGAGAGAGAGGGAUUGCUACUCUGUGUCUGCGGCCAAGAUCCUUGCCCUGACCCCCAGCUGCAUCUCCCCUGUGCUCAGCUGCGCAGUCCAGAAACACCAGGCCAGCUGCAUCCUCCAGUCACAGGGAAAUUAUUCGUGCCAGUUCAACAGUAAGGGUUCCAAGGAGGAACAAAAUGUCCUUGACAACCAAGAAUACGGCUGCAUUGUGGGGUAUCAAGGCAUGGAUGCCAGCUACUUGCACUACCUGUACGAUGCCCGCAGCAACAUCACACGCUGCAUCAAAGCCUGUCGAGUCUGGUCUGCCCCUUAUGACGGGGAAAACCCUCCUCCUGAGCGACUCCAGCUCAGGCCAGCAGAGGAGGGGGGCAAGCAGGCACAGUCCUCUCGGAGAGCCUGCAGGAGCCGGGUUUCCCCUGAUCUGACCACAGGGGAGAAGACCCAACUGCUAGAGCUGGAGUGGGAUGACAGCUAUGAUACUGGCAUGUCCCCGGGUGGCGACGGAGAUCUCUCUGAGGGAGACCCUCGUGUCAAAGAGCCAACACCUGUCGAGCCACCCAGGCACAUCCAGGAAAUGAGGAAGAACGCCAUAAUGUUCGUCAAGGGAUCUUACAUUGAAGAGUCAGACUUUCAGGAUGAUGUCAUGGUGUACAAUCUGAUUGCUCAGAAGGACGUCCAGGAUCCCGUAGAGCACAACAGUAGCGGUGCAAACGGGACGGUGAAAACGGCUCCCACGGUCCCUGAGCAGCAACCGCAGUCCCUCAGUAAUGGUCUGACCACCACACAAAACCCCAAACUGGUGGUGGAGCAAAAGAAGAUGAUUGUCAGCCUGAGCAGGGAAGGGCAUCCUGUCUCGAGGAAUGGAAAACUGGAUGAUGAACACAAGCUCUCUGAGCCAGACCACAACUCCAAUCUUCGAAUCCUAAGCAUUGAUGGGGAUGACCUCCUCUCCCAGUAUGAUGACCUCCUCAAGGGUCUGGGGGCCAAAUGUGGAGGUCCUGAGGAUACUGAGAGGGCCUUUGUAUCACCCGUCACUCCCAUGGAAGAGGAUGACGUGGAUUUCAGUGUGUUUUCUGAUGACAUGCUGGAUCCAGAAAGGCUGCCUUCUCCCUUUGGGCCCAAAAGCCGUGCUGUGUAUUCUGUCAGCACCAGGACUCAUGGAGCACCGUUCACAGGGCCAUUCGUCAGUGUUCUCUUGUCACGGCUAGAGAACAUGCUGGAGAACUCCUUUCAUGUCAACCUGCUGCUCACUGAGAUCAUAGCUCAGCUGGCCGCCUAUCCACAGCCACUGUUGCGCUCCUUCCUCCUCAACACCAACAUGGUCUUUCAGCCCAGCGUUCGCUCCCUCUACCAGGUGCUUGCGGCUGUAAAAAACCAAAUUGAGCAGGUUGUUGCUACGAAGAAAGACAUCCCUGCCCUGGUGACAGAAGCCCAGCAGUACUUCCUCUCGAGAGUUGACAGCAAAGAUGUGGUUCAGGAUCCCCUUGGUGCAGAGAACGGGCAGUGGGUUCAAGAUGGCGGAGAAAACCGGACACAACUGCUCCCUAGCAACAAACGGGAGAAAGCACCACCCCUUCCAAAUAUUCCAUCCCAGACGAGGAAUGUUGUUUUUGCAACUGUACUCUACACAGAAUUUCUAAAAGAACUGUCUGCCAUUGCACAAGAACACAUAAUUGUAUCAUACAUAUUGACAGAAGAAUAGUUUAUUUGUUUUACCUUUUUUGUUUGUUUUACACUUUUUAAAUGACUUUUAAAUAUAUUUUUAAAUGUACUGUACCUGGCACUACUUGAUAAAGAAGAUACCUCUUUGGUUGAGGUAACCCUUUUAUUUGGGCAAAGGACUACUGUGUUUUAAUAUCAUUAGGUAUGUUUGGAAAUACAGCGGUUAUUCCCUGAUCAAGUUAAUGGUUGGUCAGCUCCCAAUAGCCAUAAUGACUUUGAGAAAACACAACAAAUGUUCUGUAAGUAUACAGUCCAUUAUUUGGUGGACACAUGGUUUUAUUUGUGGAGGUUUGGUUACAAUAAAUAUUAACCACCUUGGCUAAUCAUGUGCAAUCACUAUCCCAAGCCUGGUUGACAUUUGAAAA
Messenger RNA from Polyodon spathula (Mississippi paddlefish), 4567 nucleotides. RefSeq names its product protein FAM160A1-like. NCBI's taxonomy places the organism in Eukaryota, Metazoa, Chordata, Actinopteri, Acipenseriformes, Polyodontidae. The transcript is spliced from 15 exons. The record is from RefSeq and is a predicted model, not a curated record. The coding region runs from base 1183 to 4182 and encodes 999 amino acids.